Exophiala aquamarina CBS 119918 is the source of this 390-nucleotide messenger RNA. RefSeq names its product hydroxyisourate hydrolase. Gene Ontology annotation, biological process: purine nucleobase metabolic process. Gene Ontology annotation, molecular function: hydroxyisourate hydrolase activity. The record is from RefSeq and is a predicted model, not a curated record. NCBI's taxonomy places the organism in Eukaryota, Fungi, Ascomycota, Eurotiomycetes, Chaetothyriales, Herpotrichiellaceae. The coding region runs from base 1 to 390 and encodes 129 amino acids. The transcript has a single exon.
AUGUCUUCUCCUAUCACCUGCCACGUUCUCAACACGGUGUCAGGCACCCCAGCCUCCGGCCUGAGAGCCACGCUUACCCUGCUUUCCAUCAACUCAGCCUCCAGCAAAGCUGUUGAGAGCUUUACUGCAACUACGAAUGAAGAUGGCCGCGUAAAGGAGUGGCAGGCACCAUCGGGCAACACAUUGCUUGAGACAAUGGAGCAGUUUGCAGCUGGAGAACGAAGUCCUUGGAGCAUCAAGUUCGACAUUGGUCCGUGGUAUGAAGAAAGGGGAGUGGAGAGCUUUUGGCCCGAGAUCGAAGUCAAAUUCUACGUCAAAAAAGGAGAGCGACAUUAUCAUGUGCCUGUAUUGGUUGGGCCUUGGACAUAUACCACUUACAGAGGGUCGUGA